Bursaphelenchus xylophilus (pine wood nematode) is the source of this 3151-nucleotide messenger RNA. Lineage: Eukaryota; Metazoa; Nematoda; Chromadorea; Rhabditida; Aphelenchoididae. The record is from the annotation of a GenBank genome assembly.
AUGAUAUUACUACUCAUAUUCUCAUUCCUUCUCACCUACCUACAUGCGGCUCGGAUUGACCCUGUCGCAACAAGACUUGGUAAGUAAACAACUCUUGUCGUUGAGGCAUUUCAUUGUCAAAUAAAUGGUCUUUCUUAAUGUCUAUCAUCAUUUUCUGGUACAAAAAUAUAACACUAUAAAAAUCUCGGUUCCAGCAAAUGAAUGUUUCACUCCAAUUCUCCGGCGAGGCGUCUCCAACGCCGUCCCAAUCGCUGAGCUGUGGAAUGUCAGCCCGUUCGAUUGCAUAUCGUAUUGUGUUCUGAAGGCUGUGAAAAAUGGGGUACGUCUUAUUUUCUAUUGCUAUAUGUAUUAUAAUAAAUACCUUGGCUUUGACAAUUUUACGAUGACUUCUUUUGAAACCCCUGUUAUAUUUUUUUCAGGACGGAUGCGCAUCCUUGGUGUAUCACAAGAACUUCAAGACGUGCCAGCUCUACAACCACGAUGGAAAUUAUGAAAAUGCCAAGGUUGUGUUCGCGACCGGACAUGAUUACUAUAAUCGGACGUCAUUUACUGGCGUUUGUGCUGACCCGAUCUGUAAGGAUUUGCCUUCAACCAUUAUGUGGUAUACUAGUCCGCUCACAACAUCGCUAUCGCUCGCAUCCUGCUAGCCAAAAUUCAGCUACUUUGCCAACGUACUAUUAUCAAUCUGUCGGGAAAAUAAUAAGCGCUCUUUCGCUGCGAUGAUCGUGGUGACGUAAAAACAAUUUGAUUUUGCCGCGACACAAUCCAUUUUUUCGGCGGCGACGCGAUGUUUGAUACGACAGAGCGCUCAUUAAUUUCCCAAUAGGCGGAUUGAGGGUCUUUGUUAUACAGAGACAAACUUUGGGCAAUAAGGAGGGUUUGUUGUAUACUUUUUGCUCACUAUUUUCCCGACAGACUGAUACAGUACAGCACUUCAUUUAAUUGAUUUUAUCGCUGAACCGCUAAGCCAUUCUUUCAGCUCCAAUCCGUUCAUAUCCCCAGGGUCAAGCUCGACCAAAAGCCCGAGCCGGAGCCACGCUGAGAGUCGACCGUCCAGUUCAAGUGCCGCCGAAACAAACCAAGCCCGAGAAGAAGCCGGAUCACUACUUUUUGGCCGCAACUCCGAGCACAGGUAAAAAAAAUUAGGAUUUUUAAAAUACGAGGACGCCUCUGUUUUUUUUCUUGCAACAAUUUCGUAUACAACGGACGUGUUUAUAAUGAAAAAUUUCAAUGGUCUCAAGAGUCAAUUUUAGGCCAAAAUUGACUUUCAAUAGCAAAUACAAGGUUAGAAUAUACGCUCCAUUCUAUUUUCAGCUUGUCCGGUGGACCAUAUAACCUCCUACAUCUUGGCUGAGGGCUUCAGCCUGGGAAACAACGACUCAGCUCGGGCUGUUAUCAACGGCGUGGACCGCGAGGGCUGUUCGAACUACUGCACGCAGAAUAUUGUAAGUCGCACGUAAUAAGUGUUCAUUACAUACACAGUGACGGACUUGAUAAAUUUGCAAAAAUCCUACCAUUUUGCAUCCGAGAAGUAUCAAAAAUGUGGCAAAAUGAUUCCCUCUCCAACUACAGUGAGGGACGGGAUCCAAUGGCAAAAAACGUCGGCUUUUGCAUCCCGGAAGGGGCCAAAAUGACUCCAAACCCUUCCCUUCUCUAAGCUAUAAAACCCCGAUUUGAAGAACCCGCCUUGAAGGAAAGGGCGCGCUUUUCAAAGCGGAGUUUUUUAGCUUAGAGAAGGGAAGGGUUUGGAGUCAUUUUGGCCCCUUCCGGGAUGCAAAAGAUGACGUUUUUUGCCAUUGGAUCAGGUCCCUCACUGUAAAUGGCCAAGGGGCAAGAGAGCACCAAAGUACUAUGGGUUCUAUAGGAUCUUUUACAUAAUAUUUAGUUAUGUCAUUGUAGUUAACAAUUUUCUUCCUCACUGUAAGAAAAGACUCGGUUUUGAAGGGUGCGCCCCUUCCCUUACAAAAAGAGCGGGCGCGCUUUUGAAAUCGGAGUCUUUUCACUUGGAGAGAGGUAUUUUGCCAUAUUUUUGAUACCUCCUGUGCGCAAAAUGAGACGUUUUUUGCCACUGGAUCAGACCCACCAUGUAAAUUCUAAAAAUUCCGUCAUAGUCAUUUGCAAAAACCCUAUUGGAAUUAUCGAUGGCCUUCUGUAGAGGGGAAUUGCUAACGUCCGAAAAGGUUGUUUGUUAUAGAAAGGUUUCGUGGCUGGGCCUUCCGAGACCUACUGCUGUUGCCGGAAAAAUAAUGAGAGCAAUUCGCUGCGCCAAUCGCGUUAGCUGAAGUGAAAAGCAAUUUUAUUUUGCUGCGACACAAUUUAUAAUAUUUUAUCGGCGGCGUUUUUCGGUGCGGUAGAGCGCUCACUAUUUUUCCGACAAAAUUGCUUUUGUUUUGCUGUACACGUCUGUAUAUUUUCAGAAUGCCGUUGGCGAUCGUACUGCCUGCAUUGCAUUUACACACGAUUCUGUUGAAGAAAAGUGCGAACUUUUCGACGAGGCCAUCAAGGAGAUUGGGAUCUUCACAAGGAUUGAAGCCAGAGCUUCGGCCACCUCCGUGGCUGAGAGAAUUUGCAUUAAAAGUAAGGGACAGUUGCUCUUUUGUACAGCAAAUCGUAUAAGCCAAAAAAAAGCUGGGAAUUAUCGAAGGGAGUUUGUUAUAACGAGGCUAAUUAUGGCCAAUAAGGAGGGCUUUUUUGUACUGAGAUUGACCCAAAAUUUGUUUUUUUGAGACCUCCGAAAUUGUUUGUUAUAGAGAGGUUUUAUUGUAGAAGAGUUUGUAAUAGGAAUUUCACGGUAUAUAGCCAGAAACUUACUUAUUUCUUCCUUUAGAAUCCCUCGGAUGUGAUGAUGGCAUCUCCUCAUUCAAACUGAUCUAUAAACAAAAAGUAAACGGCUACAUUUUGGGCCAAGUGACCAAUUUGGAGACCGUUACUGACUGCUUGAGCAUUUGCUUUGGAAAUCCUCAAUGCAAAGUGAGUUUUGGAUUUUUUGAAAAGCUAAAUUUACCAACAAAUUUUUCAUUGGUAUGUAUUUCAGUCCGUGACAUUCAAAAAGGGAUGGUGCACUCUUCAUUCAGUAUACCCGUUGGAACAGAAUUUGUCACCUGCCGAUUCGUCGACGGCAGCGUUCAGCCGGACAUGCGAGAAAUUGUAA